Messenger RNA from Psammomys obesus (fat sand rat), 5386 nucleotides. It is a transcript of the gene Sv2b, whose product is annotated as synaptic vesicle glycoprotein 2B. Gene Ontology annotation, molecular function: transmembrane transporter activity. Gene Ontology annotation, cellular component: membrane. Gene Ontology annotation, biological process: transmembrane transport; chemical synaptic transmission. The transcript is spliced from 13 exons. Lineage: Eukaryota; Metazoa; Chordata; Mammalia; Rodentia; Muridae. Bases 598 to 2649 code for a protein of 683 amino acids. The record is from RefSeq and is a predicted model, not a curated record.
UUUUAGCGCAAGGAGAAGAACACGAUCUGCUUUGCAGGGACGGGUGAGCAAAUGCGGUUAGCUAGGGAGGAGCUAGGCGCUGCUGUUUCUUCAGCAGACGGGUGGGUGGUAGACCUGUCAUCUGUCGGGGUGCAGCAGAGCGGCCGCCAGAACGCUUUUCUCUUCUAUCCAGAAAUCGCAGAUGCAAACAGGCUACGCUGAAAGGGCACAACUUUCAACAGAAGGACAAACGAACUUCAUAGCCAGAGAGCUGCCAAGCACUGCCCCCACCUUGGCAAAGAGAGCAGCUGGACCCAUGUUUCAUUAGCGCCUCCCAGCACAAGCUUCUGGGUCACAGAAGGAAAACAGGCCAGAGUUUGACGCCUUCCAAAGACAUUGAACACACACCGAGUGCAAAAGGCUGUUUACGUUGUCUUUGUAUGAAGUUGGUUGGUUUGAGAAACAAAUUUAAAAGGUGCAGCUUUGGCUAAAGAAGGUAUAUGAACAUAUUCAUCAUUUCAACCACAUAAUAGAUGAUGGUUAUCGGAAUAGCCUAAACAUUUACCACGGAGCAAGAGAUAUAGCUUGAGAGGCUACCAGACAAGCCCAGACCAAAGAAUGGAUGAUUACAGGUAUCGGGACAACUAUGAGGGCUACGCCUCCAGUGAUAGCUACUACCGGGGCAAUGAGCCAAACCCGGAAGAAGAUGCACAGAGUGAUGUUACAGAAGGCCACGAUGAGGAGGAUGAGAUCUAUGAGGGCGAGUACCAGGGCAUCCCUCAUCCAGAUGAUGUCAAGUCUAAGCAGGCAAAGAUGGCAUCCUCCAGAGCAGAUGGCCUCGGGGGUCAGGCAGACCUGAUGGCUGAGAGGAUGGAAGAUGAGGAGCAGUUGGCUCACCAAUACGAGACCAUCAUUGAUGAGUGUGGCCAUGGACGCUUCCAGUGGACCCUCUUUUUUGUCUUGGGUUUGGCCUUGAUGGCUGAUGGGGUUGAAGCAUUCGUGGUGAGCUUUGCCCUGCCCAGUGCAGAGAAAGACAUGUGUCUGUCCAGUUCCAAGAAAGGGAUGCUUGGGCUGAUAGUCUACCUAGGAAUGAUGGCAGGAGCCUUCAUCCUGGGGGGCCUGGCUGAUAAACUGGGAAGGAAGAAAGUCCUCAGCAUGUCGUUGGCCAUCAAUGCCUCCUUUGCCUCCCUCUCCUCCUUCGUGCAGGGAUAUGGAGCCUUCCUCUUCUGCAGACUCAUCUCAGGCAUAGGUAUUGGGGGCUCCUUGCCUAUUGUUUUUGCCUACUUUUCUGAGUUCUUAUCACGAGAGAAACGAGGUGAACAUCUUAGCUGGCUGGGCAUCUUCUGGAUGACCGGGGGCAUCUACGCAUCUGCCAUGGCCUGGAGCAUCAUCCCACACUAUGGCUGGGGCUUCAGCAUGGGGACCAAUUACCACUUCCACAGCUGGAGAGUGUUUGUCAUCGUCUGUGCUCUGCCCUGCACCGUGUCCAUGGUGGCACUGAAGUUCAUGCCGGAAAGCCCCAGGUUCCUGCUGGAGAUGGGCAAACAUGAUGAAGCCUGGAUGAUUCUCAAGCAAGUCCACGACACCAACAUGAGGGCUAAGGGGACCCCUGAGAAGGUGUUCACGGUUUCUCACAUCAAAACUCCCAAGCAGAUGGAUGAAUUCAUCGAGAUCCAGAGUUCAACAGGAACUUGGUACCAGCGCUGGCUGGUCAGGUUUAUGACCGUUUUCAAACAGGUAUGGGAUAACGCCUUGUACUGUGUGAUGGGGCCCUACAGAAUGAAUACCCUGAUUCUGGCUGUGGUCUGGUUCACCAUGGCUUUAAGUUACUAUGGCCUUACGGUAUGGUUUCCUGACAUGAUCCGGUAUUUCCAAGAUGUAGAAUACAAGUCCAAAAUGAAAGUGUUCUUUGGUGAGCAUGUGCAUGGUGCCACGAUCAACUUCACGAUGGAAAACCAGAUCCACCAACAUGGGAAGCUUGUGAAUGAUAAGUUCGUAAAGAUGUACUUUAAACAUGUCCUCUUUGAGAACACAUUCUUUGACAAAUGCUAUUUUGAAGAUGUGACAUCCACAGAUACUUAUUUCAGGAACUGCACCAUCGAGUCAACCACCUUCUACAACACAGACCUCUACAAAAACAAGUUCAUAGGCUGUCGGUUUAUCAACUCCACCUUUCUGGAGCAGAAGGAGGGCUGCCACAUGGACUUUGAGGAGGACAAUGACUUUCUGAUCUACCUUGUCAGCUUCCUCGGCAGCCUGUCUGUCUUGCCUGGGAACAUAAUUUCUGCCCUGCUCAUGGACAGAAUCGGAAGACUCAAAAUGAUUGGCGGCUCCAUGCUCAUCUCAGCUGUCUGCUGCUUCUUCCUGUUUUUUGGCAACAGCGAGUCUGCGAUGAUUGGGUGGCAGUGUCUGUUCUGUGGGACCAGCAUUGCAGCCUGGAAUGCCCUGGAUGUAAUCACAGUGGAGCUGUACCCCACCAACCAGAGGGCCACAGCCUUUGGCAUCCUCAAUGGGUUAUGCAAAUUUGGCGCCAUUCUGGGAAACACUAUCUUUGCUUCUUUUGUUGGGAUAACCAAAGUUGUCCCCAUCCUUCUGGCUGCUGCUUCUCUGGUUGGGGGUGGCCUGAUUGCCCUUCGACUGCCAGAGACCCGAGAGCAGGUCCUGAUGUGAACAGCCCACAGGGGAAAGAAAGACGGAAAGAUCUUCUCCAGGACACUGCAGCACAGCCUCGCCUCCUGCCUCUCACUGUCCACAGGACACACCAUGGACAGCGCAGGAGGAGAAAUGGACUUUGUGAUCCCUAGUGUAGGACCCACUUCAGUUGUCGAUACAUUUGUAACUCAGGUGAUUGACUAGGGGUGCCCUGAGCCACCCUUAGGAUCCCAGAGCUGUGUGCUUAGGUUCAGGUCUCUCCAUCAAAGGCAGGGGGAGGGCCCUCCAGUAAGAGUGAGCAGUCGGUAUCUGUUUCUCUAAAUGAGGUGCAAGGAAUUAUUUGCAUUUCAGACUGAAGUUGAGGACAAGAAACACUUAAGCUCCUCUACCAUGUAGCUCCUGGGAGCCCAGUGACCUAGCCGAUUGCCUCAUUUGGGAGUUGGGGUCGUCAUAUGAAUACUGGGCUCGAAGAACAGAAUAUAUAUUUGCAUUUGAAAGUAUCACCUAUCGUAUUUUCCAUUUGAAAAUUGGCACAGUUGUAUUGAAGGUACUCUGAUACAGGAAAACCAAAUAUUUAAGCAAAAUCUAUAUAGACUGACUUUUCUUUCCCCUGCGUCCUCAACUUUGCAAGAUGAAGAGAUGAUACAUUUAGAAUGGCACUUACUAUGGUUUUGCUCUAGUCAGAGAAACUUGAGCAUGGGUAUUCUGUAAACUAAGUUUGUAUAUAACAAUUUUGAGACUUUAUUUCCACAAAUGGUAGCUGCUGAUAUUGCCAGAGUUUUAGCCAUAUUUGGGGAGGACUCGCCAUUCAAACUUGGUGCAAUUGCUUGAUGUGUAAGCACAAUUUUAAUUCAGCCAUCUUGCUUGCUGUCAGGAGAAUGUUCUUAGCAAGCCACAUGCAGUUUCCUUCACCAGGAAACUUUUCUUCAACUUGGCAGGACAGUUACUUUUCUCUGCUGUGCUGAUUGGGUGUGAAGCUCAAAUCCAUAGGCCGUUUGAUGCUGUUUACCCAAAGAAAAAGGUUUAUUAUUUUUAUUUUUUAGUGGCUACUGGCACUCUUUUUUUAGAAAAUAAAACAGUGCAGAUAAUUGAUUAAGGGUGGGAAAAUAUAACCACCUUUCUUCAAUGUGCGAAUUCUUCCCGUUUGAUUUCAAAGGAAAACACAACACAUACUUAUUAUCAUGUUCAGUUUCUAUGAGAAACUUAUGUUCUGUUUCCUGGCAGAACAUGUUUGAAACAGGCCAUUAGCACACAGGUUAGGAAAUGGUGGGCGUGGAAUACAUCCAUUUCCUCAGUGCUCUAAGGAAACUCUUCCUGAGACGCAGGUGGGAAUGUGGGUGUGAAAGCAAAAGGGGAGAGGAAGUUAGGACAAACUGCUCCAGCAGGUGUCAGCUGUCACAGGAAGUCUUGACUCCAUGCUGAGGCGCAACUUGUGUUCAUCUUUACUUUCUAGCAAUGGUAGAGACAGGGAGCUAGGGGUUCCAGUCAUUGGAGCUGUGCGUGCCUGGGCCGGGGGAACAUCAUCCAUAAGAACUAGUUUGCUUACUUUUAUCUGCAGCACAUACAAGAGCGAUAAAAUGUCAAACGUCGCUUAUUAGAAAUCUCCCCAAAUCUAAACCAGACCAACGGCUAUGUUGAAUGUUUUCUGUUUUGUGGAAUUGCUUGGCUCUCGUGCCAGUUGAAGCCAUCUUUCUGUAAUCCUCUGGAGUAUAAGUAAGCAAGGGGGAAGAGUGAAUUUUUUGAGACCUUUCCAUCUUUAAAUCUGGGUAACGUGUUGAUCCUGCUUCUCUGGCCUCCUCCUCUUUAAUUACACCACCAUUACUUUCUGUACAGGGAAGGACGAUGCAGCAGCUCUGAAGUGACACCCCGAUUUCCCAAAUAUAAAUAUAUAUAAAUAUACAGAAUGUAUUCAUGCUUCUUUCAGUGUUUAUAGGUAUUAACUAACAAUACUCCACUGAUAAUGAGAAACUUUCUGUAAUAUAGCUGUAAUUUCCUUUCCUAUUUUCUUGUGACAUGUAAUGCAUUGGCUAGGAUCAUGAGAGAAUUGUGUAAAUCUGUGGUUAUGUAUCCCCCAUAACAGUAUUUUCUAAUGGGAUAAUUUGCCUCAGUGAGCAGCUACCACUCACGAAAUGUACAAGACAGUUAGAAUUCACAUUUUUUAGCCAGAUGGAUCUUGUAAAAUUAAGUCUGAUUAAUUUUUGAGUGUAGGGGUGCCUGCAGUCAUUUGUAGGUGAACUGUACUUGAUUUCUAAGCUCUGGCUUCUACAUUACAUUUACGGAUCCUUAAACCAACUACCUAACCAACCAAGGGCAAUUUCAAGUCUAUCCAUCACAUGGACUAUGUGAAAGAUGCAGCCAUGGUCUGCAGCCUCCCACAUGAAGGAUUAUCUGGCCAUGGUGCCUGGCUAUUUCAUAACUGCUGUCACUCCUGGUGGGAUAAAUGUGGCUUUAAAAAUAGUCUCUGUGGCAGGUCACUGGGGCAUAAUGUACAACAUCUUAGCCAUACAUUUCUUUUCACUUCUUGUUUUUGCCCCGAGAGACAAAUGAGAAUGGCUUCUCUAGAGGGCUAAAGAAAAGAGGCAUACCCUCACUGAGCAAGACUGUUCACAGUUCAUGGUGUGUUUUAUGGUGGCCCGUAUGGGAGCCGUUACUUCCAAUAGGCUCAACUACAUUGUGUUUUCUCCUGAUGCUGAUUUUUGAUCUUUUGUUUUAUUAAAAUGAAUUAGUGAAAGAGGUGUCCUGUUUCUGAAAUUUG